CGUUGCUGCAUUGUACAUUUUACUGGAAUGUAAAGUGUUUCUCUUCGUGUUGAUAGUUGAUGACUGUUUAAAAACAUUUUUUUUAAAUAUAAAAUGUAUUCAUUUUUUGAUAUCGAUAUUUAUUGUAAAUUCUCAAGCCAGACGUGAGCCGUCGAGAUGGCGUGAAUGUUCAUUAGCUACACGAGGAUCUUGGUGAUCUGUGAGAGCCCUGCACUCUGGUUUUGCUGAGCCUGAUUAAAGCUUACAGCUUCUCACAGCUAUCUUUGUACGAGUUGCUUUAGGACCUGAGUGCAAAUCCCUGCAGUGCCAUCAAAUGGGAUUCCUUGCUUCCAGCGUUGAGUCAGAGUCCAGUACAGUUUUCCAUGCUCAGUACGCAUGGUUCAGUGUAGUCCCAGGUUUAGUAGGCGUGUAAGAGCAAGGUGGAGAAUGACCUAACUGUGCUAGGGUUUGCAGAACCUGGUUCUAAGACUAUGUUCAUAACCUCAUAUUAAGUGUUGUUUUGGAUGGAGUCUGUAUCCUUUUUGGAAACUGGAAUUCUGGAUGUUUAAUGUUUAACCCUGCAUGUAUACAUGGUUUUUUUUUUUUUUCUUUGUCCUUUUACUGUAAACUAAGUAACUGUACAAAGAAGCCUCGUAUAGUUUGUAUACUUAGCAGAAUUAGACUUUGGGUCUUGAAACGUCGCCUACAGCUUAAAUUACACGUGUUUAAAAUGACUCACGUUGCCUGUCCUAAGAUCCUCAAGAGUGCAAUCAGAAGAGAAACGUUCACAUUGCUCUGGCUAAUGCUAAAAGAACUUGACUUGACUAUGGACCGGGAUUUUUUUAUUUUAUUUUAUUUUAUUUUUUCUUUCUUUUUUUUUUUUUUUUUUUAAAUAAUUAACUAUGUAAAUAAACUUAGCCUGUUUUCUGUUUCUCCCCAUUUAUCUGACUCUUGGGAUUUUUUUUAAGUGUACAUGGUGGGUUUUUUAAUGUGCUAUUUUAAAAAUCCUGCAUGUUUUAUUAAACCACGAGUCUUUUCUGAGCACUAGUUCACGUAAAGCGGCGCAAUGCGUCGGCGUUUCUGUUAAUCGGUUGCUUGGAUACCGGACACAGGACCGUCCUGCCUGCGCGAGGACCUGCUUCUGUUUACCUGAGCUAGCAGUUUGCUACUAACUUAGCUUCGUGUUAAUAACUAAAUUAAUUUAAAAAAAAAUAAAAUGUCUGACAACGAGGGAGAACAAGGUCCGAAAAGUACGUUUUCCACCUACAUGGCCAGAGCCGACCAGCUGUUUCAUAAAGGAGAAUAUAACAAAGCUAUUGAAAGUUAUUCGACGGCUCUGCUAUUACAACCGGGAGAUAGGAACUGUUUGGUUGCCAGAUCGAGGUGUUUUGUGAAAUUAGGGGAGCCUGAAAAUGCUCUAAAGGACGCAGAAGCUUCUCUUAAAGAUGACAAAAGCUUCUUCAAGGGAUUGUAUCAAAAGGCAGAGGCUCUGUACACCAUGGGGGACUUUGAGUUUGCACUGGUCUUCUACCACCGAGGUCACAAACUACGACCAGAACUGCAGGAGUUCAGACUUGGUAUACAGAAAGCUGAGGAAGCUAUCAACAACUCUGUAGGAAGUCCUUCAUCUGUAAAGCUGGAAAUUAAGGGUGAUCUGUCUUUCUUCCAUAAAGUAGAUGAGCGCAAAAAGGCAAGACCAAAGACAGCCAAGAGUGAGAGAACAGCUAAACAACUUCUAGGAGAGUUGUACACUGACAUAGAAUAUCUGGAAAAGCUGCUUAGAGAUGAAGAUCUAAUUAAAGGUAAGACACGUACUGGCGAGAGGCUACAGGAUGUAAUCACGAACUGCAUCUCGUAUCUGGACACACGCACUGAGUUUUGGCGGCAACAGAAACCUAUCUAUGCCCGCGAGUACGAUCGAAAGCUCCAACAGCAGCAGUGGAAUCGCAGACGGAACCGUCCUCCCUCUGACCCCACGUUUUAUGUCCUCAAAAACCUCGAGGAGUUAGACUCAGACCUGACUGCGGGGAACACGGAGAAGAGUCUAAAGAAGGCCCGAGAGAUGCUGAAGACGGUGCAAGGCUGUUCUGACAAAGCUCUGCCCAAUAAGGCAGAAGUGCUGGGAAACCUAUACAGCUACAUUGGUAAUGCACUGAUGGAUCUGGGAAACAUGGACAAGGCCCUGGAGAACCACUUUAAAGAUCUGGAGCUUGCUCAGCAAGGUAAAUUGAUGGACAGUAAAUCCAGGGCUCUGGACAACAUUGGCCGAGUGUUUGCACGCAUUGGCAAAUUUCAUCAAGCCAUAAAAUUCUGGGAAGAAAAGAUCCCUUUGGUACAAGGUGGGCUGGAGAGGGCCUGGCUGUUCCAUGAGAUUGGCCGCUGUUAUCUGGAACUGAAGCGAUUCACCAAGGCCAGGGACUAUGGCAUCCACUCACUCAGUGCUGCGAAUGACAUUGGUGAUGAGAAAUGGCAGCUCAAUGCCAGCGUGUUAGUGGCACAGGCCGAGUUGAAACUGGGUAACUAUAAGUCCAGUGUAGUACACUUUGAGAAAGCACUGGACCAAGCUAAACUGCUGCAGGAUGACAGUGCCAGAGUUGCCAUCCAGAAGGCUCUUCAAGAGACAAGACAGCAAGUGGCCCAGUGAGAGCAGCAUUCUGCGGUUAUCAUUCUGCUUUUGAAGGAUGCUUCAUUGACAAGGAAAAUAUUUAAACUAAUGAAUCAUAUUCUCCGAUUGUACUUCUUUUGUAAUUUGAAUCAUAUUCUCAUAUUGAUAUUCUCAUAUUAUAAUCAUAAUCAUAUUGUGACUGUACUUGUCGGUUUUCAAAAGUGUAAACGUUAAGGAACAUCCAAAAAGUACGAUUCUAAUAAGGUAUAUUCUAAUAAGGUACUAAUAAGGUACGAGUCGACAUGGAAACAAUUGCACAAUUAUUUUAGACUUAAUGCCCACAUUAUUUUAGAUCAUGCCUGUGAUUAAGGCAGACUUCAAUUUAGCUUUGAAUUUCUGAUGUGGUUAAUGAGUGAUGUAAGCAAAUUUUAUUCUUGUGUGUUGCAAUAUCUAGACUUGUGAGGGACGAUUGUGUAACCACAGAAUCGUAAGGAUCCGUCUAUUUGUGAGUGUUAUGCAACCUAAUGAGACGGUUACAGCUUGUCUGUAUUCGUCCUUAAGAAGUCUUUUAAACCCUGAGUCUGCCUCUCUCACUGAACCUAGGGGUAGUACCUAUUUUGUGUCAGAUCAUACAAGAUCAUUAAAAUGAAAGUAAAGUAAUAAUAAAAUCACUUUACUGAAUUGUAUUUUUUGUAAUCCCCCUCCUCCUCCUGUUCAUUUCUAUAACAGUGGUGUCAUAGUCACAUGUCCUCUUGCAUUAUGGAUACGAGGAAAAGAGGCAGCUGGCAUGUCAUCAUUUCUUAAAGAAAUAAACAAAUGA
Molecule: messenger RNA, 3404 nt
Organism: Tachysurus vachellii
Lineage: Eukaryota; Metazoa; Chordata; Actinopteri; Siluriformes; Bagridae
Gene: odad4
Product: outer dynein arm docking complex subunit 4
Exons: 12
Coding region: 1196-2623 (475 amino acids)
Cellular component (GO): cytoplasm
Molecular function (GO): protein binding
Source: RefSeq, a predicted model, not a curated record